Metarhizium brunneum ARSEF 3297 is the source of this 870-nucleotide messenger RNA. RefSeq names its product Rhamnolipids biosynthesis 3-oxoacyl-[acyl-carrier-protein] reductase. The record is from RefSeq and is a predicted model, not a curated record. Lineage: Eukaryota; Fungi; Ascomycota; Sordariomycetes; Hypocreales; Clavicipitaceae. Gene Ontology annotation, molecular function: oxidoreductase activity.
AUGGCCGAAGCCCAAUUGACAGAUUUCCCAUCCCUCUUCUCGCUAAAGGGAAAGGUCGCAGUGGUGACCGGCGGUUCUCGCGGUCUCGGACUACACGCCGCAUCCGCCUUCCUCCAAGCCGGCGCCUCCAAGGUCUUCAUCUCGUCCCGCAAAGCCGCCGCCUGCGACGAGGCCUGCAAAGCCCUCAAUGCCCUUCCCAACCGCUCGCCCGGCGCCGUCGCCAUCCCCAUCCCCGCCGACUCGGCCAACAUGAAGGGCGUGACGCACCUGCUCGAAGAGGUCAAGAAGCACACUGACCGCGUGGACAUUCUCUUCGCCAACGCCGGCGCCACCUGGGGCCAGGCCUUUGACACCCACCCCGACGAGGCCUUUGCCAAGGUCAUGGAUCUCAAUGUCAAGGCCGUCUUCAACACGGUCCGCGUCUUCGCGCCGCUGCUGGACAAGGCCGCUUCUCGCGCGGACCCCGCCCGCGUCAUCAUCACGGCCAGCGUCGCCGGCUUGGGCAUUGGCACCAUUGGCAAGCAGGGCACCUAUGGGUACUCUGCGUCCAAGGCGGCCGUCAUCCACCUCGGCCGCAACCUGGCCAUCGAGCUGGGUCCCAGGGGCAUCACCGUAAACUCCAUUUGCCCUGGUUUCUUCCCUAGCAAGAUGUCCAACGGGCUCUUGGAGAUAUCGGGCGGCGCCGACAAGAUUGCCAGCACGAACCCCAUGGGGCGACUUGGCGUGCCGGAGGAUAUUGCGGGUGUGGUGGUGUAUUUGGCCAGCAGGGCCGGUUCGCACGUCAACGGCGAGGCUAUCGCCAUUGAUGGAGGUGCAAUGUGGGCGAGGGGGGAGUUGGCUUUCCCUGGGGAGGGGAGCUCCAAGUUGUAG